This is a messenger RNA of Capsicum annuum, 577 nucleotides long. RefSeq lists its product as uncharacterized. The record is from RefSeq and is a predicted model, not a curated record. Lineage: Eukaryota; Viridiplantae; Streptophyta; Magnoliopsida; Solanales; Solanaceae.
UAAUGGCUACUUUGCAGAAAUUCAAGCUUCUAGCAACUCAAUGUGCAGUAGCAGGAAGCCCAACCCGAAGCCCAACAACAAGCCCAGUUAUUCACCUCCGACGCCGGAAAACUCUCCGUAUGCUCCUCAGCCGUAGCGUCGGCGGCGGAGGAAGUGGCCGCAGGUUGCCGCGCCGUGAAAUGUGCUCGCCAGAUCGCGAUUUGCCGGAGAAGGGGAAGGAACUGGUGGUCAGUCACAAGCUGAAGGACUUGUUUGUUUCGUCGCCGCCGCCGUUUGAUCGGAGUAUGCCGGAGAAUACGAGAAACGGACUACCGCCCGCAGCCGCCGGUGGCGGCGGUGAAUGUGCAGCUGGUCGGAGGAUAGGUCUACGUACGCUUCGGCCGUUAUCGGCGACUUUCCGGCAACGGUUAUUGAGGAGAGCUUGGCGACCGGUACUUGUGAGCAUACCGGAGUAAAUUACCAAUUCACUAGGUAUAUUGUACCUGAUUAAUUAGAGAGAAAAUAAAUAUUACUUACAAUUUCUAUAUAUUAGGAGUAAUUAACUUUAUUAAUCCUAUCUGAUUUUGUUGCAGAGUUA